CCCGACGCCUCCGCUCCGCACGAUGAAGAUCCAGGUGGUGUGCUUGGCGCUGCUGGCGGUGGCGGCCGCGAAGCCGCAGUACCGCGGGGCGCCGCCCGCCCCCGCCGCCGGGGAGCCCAUCCCCAUCCUGCGCCAGGACCAGGAGGUCAACUUCGACGGCUCCUACCGCUACAGCUUCGAGACGGGCAACGGCAUCGUGCAGGAGGAGCAGGGCUACCUGAAGAACGCGGGCCAGGGCGAGGGCGUGGAGGCGCAGGUGGCUCAGGGCUCCUCCUCCUACACGUCGCCCGAGGGCGAGCAGAUCAGCCUGACGUACGUGGCGGACGAGAACGGCUUCCAGCCGCAGGGCGCGCACCUGCCCACGCCGCCGCCCAUCCCGCCCGAAAUCCAGCGCGCGCUCGACUACCUCGCCACCCUGCCGUCCACGCCCGAGCCCGCCUUCCACCGCCGCUUCUAG
Gryllus bimaculatus (two-spotted cricket) is the source of this 457-nucleotide messenger RNA. The record is from the annotation of a GenBank genome assembly. Lineage: Eukaryota; Metazoa; Arthropoda; Insecta; Orthoptera; Gryllidae.